Molecule: messenger RNA, 1573 nt
Organism: Racocetra fulgida
Lineage: Eukaryota; Fungi; Glomeromycota; Glomeromycetes; Diversisporales; Gigasporaceae
Source: the annotation of a GenBank genome assembly
GAUAUACAAACGAGGUGUCGAACAAUCAGAACUGGGCAAAAAAGUAGUGAAAGUUAGCUAUCAAGAUACAAAAGAAUGUUUGGAAAGUUUUAGAUAUAAUCGGACGAUAGCUGUUACAGUAAGUCUAGAAGAAACACUUGACACCAUCAAAAAAACACUUCAAGGAUUUUACCCAUUUCUGGAAAAAUCAAAAGAAGAACCAGCACCAGAAUUUAGUACAAAACCUGUUGAUCUCAUUAAGAAACUUGAUUCGUUACUUGAGAGGGAUGAUUAUGCCACGGAUCUUCAGUUUAUGGUAGAUGUUCGGGACACCGUUGGGUCGCUAAAGGAUGGCCAUCUUUCUUUCUAUUCGGAUUGUUACGUGAGCCGAUUCGUAUUUACACAGCAACUUUAUUUGUAUUCUACAAUUAAAAAUAAUGAAACUCAGGUAAUCCAAGUCCUUGAAGACUUACUAGAUCCUAGUAACGAUGAGUGCGAAGUUACCAAAAUCGAUGAACGUCCAGCGAUGGAAGUCAUCACUGAAUUUGCAUAUACACUUCCAGAAUUUAGAGAUCUAGGAGUAGCAUUUAACAAUGCAUUAACUUCUUAUACUAUCAUUAAUGGAACAAAUAUUUCACCUAAUCCGCCACAAUUUACAAUGCAAUGGGUAGCGAUUGAUCAAAUGCCCGGAAUGUUUAAAGAUUCAAAUACAUAUUGGAAUAAGUUUUGUAUUGCGAAAAGUAAUGAUACGAAGGUAUUUGCAGAAAAAAAAAAUAAAGAAUUUGAAUUGAAACGUGGAAAAUUGUUAUAUAGUGAAGAUUUUGCAGGUUUUUACACAUUGGGCGAAACUGGAAUCGUAGUAAUUUCAUCAGUUCUAUCCGAAAGAAGUCGUAAUGACAUAACAGUUGAGAUGGAUAUGAUGAAAGGAUUAAAUCAUGGAUUGGAAUUGCUUGCCCAGGCACGCGUUAAGAAGCUUGUGUUAGAUUUACAAAAUAACUAUGGAGGAUUUAUAGAAGUAUCACAAUUUGUUGUUCAUCGCCUCUUUCUCCAAUCGAUCACUGAGUUCAGUCCAAAGGCAUACCUUAAUGCAUAUACGCGGCAACAAUUUAAUGAUGCAACGGACUUUCUUGGCGAAAAUUUCCAAACUCGGGGCAAUCAUAGAGUUCAUUUUCAAAAAAUAAUUGGAUCAAAUGCUAAACCGCUUCCGUGGCAAUCAAAGGAUAUGGUCAUAUUAACAAAUGGUUUAUGUGGAUCCGCAUGUGCAAUGCUAGCGCAGCAUUUAUCAGAUUACGAAAAUGUCAAGACAGUUGCAGUUGGUGGAUUCUAUAACAGGCCUAUGUCAUAUUCGAGUUUUAUCGGUGGAAGUGUAUUAGACUUUGUAACAUUGAUGGGGACGCUGAAAGAAUUAAACGUGACAGAUUAUAAUAUUGCGCCUAGAGAGUUUUUAAUAAGUACAAAUUUUAGUUUCACUUUCAGAGAGGUUUAUGGAUGGAAAGACGAGAGAGAGUUGUUGGAAUUUAGUUUUAAACCGGCAAAGGAAAGACUAUAUUAUAACGAUAAAAAUGCUAGGGACCCUAGUUUGUUGUGGGUUGAG